This is a messenger RNA of Populus trichocarpa (black cottonwood), 1412 nucleotides long. Its product is annotated as transcription elongation factor TFIIS. NCBI's taxonomy places the organism in Eukaryota, Viridiplantae, Streptophyta, Magnoliopsida, Malpighiales, Salicaceae. The transcript has a single exon. The record is from RefSeq and is a predicted model, not a curated record. Gene Ontology annotation, biological process: DNA-templated transcription. Gene Ontology annotation, cellular component: nucleus. The coding region runs from base 258 to 1259 and encodes 333 amino acids.
UUUCCUCAAAUCAAUCGGAUUUCUGCUGGGAUCCCCAUUUUGUAAGGAUUUAAUUGGAGAACUCCCACAUGCUCUCCUUUAAGCAAUCGGAUACAGGAUCAAACUAGGAUUGACCCUUCAUGCCUAUAAAAAGAAACGUUUCCAUCACAAGGCCCUACAUCUCAAAAGAAAUUAAACCUACAUUUUCAGUUUAGUCUUCUGUCUUGCCUUUUUUGUAGUUCUUUAGAUUAAGCCCUAGUUGAUAAGACCAGUUAUCAAUGGAGAAACAGUUUCUGUCGCUGUUUGAGUCAGCAAAGAAAUCUGCAGCCAUUGUGGCCACUUCUGCUUCAAUAUUUCCUGAAGUUUAUCGAUGCCUAGAUGCUUUGGACCAGCUUAAGAGGUUCCCCGUAACAUCAUCCAGGGUUCUUGUCUCCACUCCUGUUGCAAAAGAAGUUCAAUAUCUCACAAAACACCGUGUAAAGAUGAUCAGAACUGCUGCUUCUUGCUUGCUGGAUGCUUGGAGUAGGAAUCUGUACGCAAGAAACCCCGCCAUUGAUGGUAAGACUCAGCCAACAAAAUCUACAAGUGGGUCAAGACCGGGGACCCUUAUUGUCAAGAUACAAGGAAGAGUAAUAGGAAGGGUUAAAGUUAACAUGCCUAUUCAGACAGAGAAGAAGAUAAAAGAAGAGAAAGAAAAUGGUUCUAGUUGUUUCAAGAAACCACCACAAGAUCCUGCCAUGCACUGCACAAAGCCAGGGAAAGUACAAAGUAUCAGGCGCUGUUUCAAGAAACCAUCUACCAAGCGCAUCACACAGCAAGAGAAUGUGAAAGAUUUCUGUAGUUUCAAGAAACCAUCCGAAGAACCUGUCAAGUGCAGUGAUGGCUUGCGUAGCAAGGUCAGGCACAUUCUUGUGGAGUCCUUGUGCAGAGUUGCAAAGGAGGUUAAAGAGGAUUUGAUGGAAGCAGUAAGAUUGCGUGACCCAAUUAUUGUUGCUGCUGAUGUUGAAUCACUGAUGUUUGAAAGGAUGGGGCUUUUCAAUGGCACCAAACAAUUGAAGUACAGGUCAAUAUUGUUCAACAUGAAGGAUCCAAAGAAUCCAGAUUUGAGAAGGAAAGUUCUUCUUGGACAGAUUAAGCCAGAGAAACUCGUCACUAUGACAGCAGAAGAGAUGGCAAGCAAUCAAAGGCAAUUCGAGAAUGAUCAAAUCAGGAAGAAAUCUUUGUGGAAGGAGAUGAAUGCAGAGCAACAGCACAAAUCAGUGGAUCCAAUGGAAUAUUGAGGCCUUAAUUUGUUGCUGUUAAUCAACAUUGAUACAAGAUUUAAUUCUUUUGUACAGACAAUUCAAUCCUAGUUCAUGUUAGUUAUGCUCUAGCUGCUGAUGUAACUGAAUCUCAGUGAUUUGUUUUGGGUAAAUCAUUUAUUCAUUCGUCAA